This is a messenger RNA of Penicillium malachiteum, 1686 nucleotides long. RefSeq names its product ammonium transporter. Bases 1 to 1686 code for a protein of 561 amino acids. The transcript has 3 exons. Gene Ontology annotation, molecular function: ammonium channel activity. Gene Ontology annotation, cellular component: plasma membrane. The record is from RefSeq and is a predicted model, not a curated record. Gene Ontology annotation, biological process: ammonium transmembrane transport. NCBI's taxonomy places the organism in Eukaryota, Fungi, Ascomycota, Eurotiomycetes, Eurotiales, Aspergillaceae.
AUGUCUACCUUCAAUGGGAAAACAGACUAUGCCCCAGACUAUGCUUCUUACAACUGGACAGGAGCACCGUCAGAGUACUCACUAACCACCAAUGAUGCCUUGGGUGGAAAUUCUCGUCUCGAGAAUGUCAACAAAUGGUUUCAGUCCGGUGAUCAGGCCUACAUUAUUGUGGCCUCAGCGAUGGUCUUGGUGAUGGUUCCCGGUCUGGGUUUUCUAUACUCCGGUUUGGCGCGCCGAAAGUCGGCCUUAAGUAUGAUUUGGGCUUGUAUGGCUUCAAUGUCGGUUGUCACCUUUCAAUGGUAUUUCUGGGGUUACUCGCUUGCAUUUUCCCCUACCGCCACCAAUGGUUAUAUCGGCAACCUACGAAACUUUGGCAUGAUGAAGACUCUUGCGGCACCGAGUCCUGGAUCGCCUCUGAUUCCUGAUUUACUAUAUGCGUUUUACCAGAUGCAAUUCUGUGCUGUUACUGCUGCUAUCGUUAUGGGUGCAGUGGCCGAGCGCGGUCGGCUUCUCCCUGCUAUGGUUUUUGUUUUCGUCUGGGCAACUAUCGUCUACUGCCCCCUCGCCUGCUGGGCAUGGAACGUGAAUGGAUGGGCUUACAAGUAUGGAGUGAUGGACUACGCCGGUGGUGGUCCCGUCGAAAUUGGUUCCGGUUUUACUGCGCUCGCCUAUUCCAUGGUUCUCGGCCGUCGACAGGAACGCAUGAUGCUCAACUUCCGCCCACACAACGUCUCGCUCAUUCUCCUCGGUACCGUCUUUCUCUGGUUCGGAUGGCUGGGUUUCAACGGUGGCUCCGCCUUCGGUGCUAACCUACGUGCCACCAUGGCUUGCUGGAACACAAACCUGACUGCGGCUUUCGGUGCCAUUACCUGGGUUCUGCUUGAUUGGCGUCUGGCUCGCAAGUGGUCCAUGGUCGGUUGGUGUUCCGGUACCAUCUCUGGACUCGUUGCCGCGACUCCUGCCUCUGGUUUCAUCUCCCCCUGGGCGAGUGUGAUUCUGGGUAUCGUGACCGGUAUCGUGUGUAACUACUCGACCAAGAUCAAGUUCUGGAUCCGCAUCGACGACUCUAUGGAUGUGUUGGCUGAACACGGUAUUCCCGGUAUUGUCGGCCUCAUCUUCAACGCCUUAUUCGGAGACGACGCUAUCGUCGGUCUUGACGGUGUUAACACUGGCUCCAAAGUCGGUGGUUGGGUCAUUCACAACUAUAAGCAGCUUUACAUCCAGAUCGCAUACAUUCUCGCUACCGCCAGUUAUGCCUUCGUCAUGUCUGCCCUGAUUGCACUCGCUAUCAACGCUAUCCCCGGUCUUAACCUGCGUGCCUCCGAGGAAGCCGAACUCCUCGGUAUGGAUGACGACCAACUCGGCGAGUUCGCCUACGACUACGUUGAGGUUCGCCGUGACUACCUCGCCUGGACACCUCAGCAAAAGGAUCAGCUUGAAGAUGGUCACCAGAUUCCUGCUGCGGAGCGCUACGGAAUCGGCGAGCACAGCGAAAUGAUCGAGGGACAACCGCCAAACGGUGAAAUCAGUCAGAGUAGCCGUGGUGGAAGUGAGGUAGAGGCGAUUCAGGAAAUCAAGGUUGCACCGGGUCCUCGACAGGUCGCUGAACAGCAUCCUGCUGGUUCUCAUUCACCGCAGGAACCGCCUAUGAUCAAGCAACCUAUCAACGAGAAGACACAGGAUUAA